Geodia barretti is the source of this 3022-nucleotide messenger RNA. The record is from the annotation of a GenBank genome assembly. Lineage: Eukaryota; Metazoa; Porifera; Demospongiae; Tetractinellida; Geodiidae.
GAAAGGUCGAAUCGAGAAAGAACUCAGUUGGACGUCCGUAGUUUGGUUGUCGUGUUCUACUGACGGUGUCGAAAAAGUAAACCUUCACACCUCAAGGGCCAGUUAUUGCAGUGGAUAAUCAAGUCAUGGCUCCAAUUGGAGGUGAAAUUCUGGUGCUGAUUCUACUAAUUCCAGCCCACUGUUUUGCACAAGAGAUUCUCCAUGCUCCCAAUAGUACAACUGUCUUUCUAAACCAAUCAGCAGUUUUUACAUGUGAGACAAAUGGUGGCAUCACUUCGUGGAGACUCAAUGGAACACAGCGAGAAAUCCUUCCACUUGACAUACGUAGUGACCUGGUUGUCUCAGAAGAGAGUACUACUCCUGAAGGCACUACAGUGCACACUCUGACCAUCCUAGCCAGAGCCCAGUACAAUGGAACUAGAGUUCAGUGUGUUUCAGGGCUAUUUGGUGGCCCAGUAGUGGAGAGUGACAACGCCACAUUGACCAUUCAAGGUUCCACUGUCAGCAGUAAGUGAUUUGAGGACACACAAAAACAGCUCAGUGACCAUCUCGUGAGAGUGCUCCAUUCUCUCGGAUGUGAACUGGUGUGGAAAUCCUGAUAUCUGGUACUCUGUCCUCAUCUACAAUGUGACAGAUGAGAACAGCCCAACAGCCAUCCUCUGUACUGACUGUACCAAUAUCACUGAGACACACUACACCUUCACUCCUAAAUGCUUUAAUAAGUACAACGUCUCUGUUGUGCCUUUCAACGGAGCUGGCCAGGGAGAGAGGAGCAAAAAUUUAACUAUAAACUUGGUUCCAGUUAUAGAGACCCACGUUGAAUUCUUCUCAAGGAGUGAAUGCAGAGUUACACUUUCAUCUUCAGAUGAAUUUUGUAAAUACCGCAUUUUAUUUGAGGAAAUGUAUUCCUGUUUCGGCAUCCCAAGGGGUCCUCUGGGAGAACUUGCCACGUGUUACUUUGCUGCUGAUGCAAAAUAUUCCUUGCCACUGAUUUUAUUCAAUGAUACUGGUGGAGUGACUACCAUAGUCAUCGAUUUAACUACGUUUGAUGUCCAGAACGCCACUGUCAAUGCUGCUGGUAAUGGGCUCAUUGUAACUGUCAAUUUCAUCGCCAACACAACAGCCACGGGAUGUUUCAUAGUACUACAGUCUGAGGAUGGGUCACCUGAUGAAUUCAGAGCUUUACUGAGACCUGAGUCGGAAACUACUCUGGUUGCUACCAUAGACAGUGUACCACCUUCAACAUACACAAUGCUGUUUUAUGACCUGGAGCAAGAUGGACUACCCAAUAGCAAUGUGGCAUAUGAAAGAAGCAAAAUUACUGUGGACGGAACAGUUACUGAUGCACCAUCACGUUUUCUCAAAAGUGGCAGUGAAUUAUUCCUUACUGGGACAGCAGUGACUGUCAGGUGUGAGUUCAAAGAAGGUAUAGAGGGAGCCUCAUGUGUCCUGGUCUAUCGAGAGUAUGGUAACAAGAUACUAGUGGUGGAGGAAUACCCUCAGAAUACUGUCUUCCCUGUGACACUGACUGUUGAUGGGGAUCCUGAGAAGUACACAUAUGCUAUAUUUGGGCGAAGUAAUUCUGAUUUUGAUGGAAGACCGAUUGUUACAAAAAAGUUCCAGGUUCAAGUUUCUAUGCCCACAUCUCACUCUAAACCAGAAUAUCCUGAAAAUGAGAAAACAGCUUCACAAGAACAAAUAGAGACUGGUGUCCAAGCAGAUACAUCAUCACAAGAAGACUUUGUACCUGCAGACUCAAAAUCACCGAACCAAGUUAGUGAAAGUGAUAAGUCUCCAUUGACUACUACCAAGGUGGAGAAGGAGAGUAAAUACACAUUGGUGGAAACUCCUUUCUCAAGAGUACAACCUACUCUCCCAAUAGACUCCAUAGUGCAGUACCAGGAGAUUGACAUCAGAACUACCCAUAGAAUGGCCCGUUGUGCCUAUGCUGACCUGGGACCUCUUCCAACCAAAAGGCCAAAAUCCCCCAAGAUUGAGUCCACGACACAGGGCCCCUAUGUUGAUGUCCUACCUCACACCGCUACUCCUGACAAUGGCAACGGAGACAAGGCAACACCCAAAGGAUCCCCCACAGUGGAGUCAGUGAUGUCACUGUUGUGGGGUGUGGCAGGUCGUUGGAAGGAGAUAGCAGAGGGUCUGGAGUUUGAUGGGGAUCUGAUUGAUGAGAUAGACACCAACAACGACAUGGAUGAGGGCUGUCUCCAGGUGUGUGUGGAGAUCUGGGUCACCAAACUAGAGCCAUCCUGGGAGAAACUGUCUCAUGUACUGAAGGAACUGGGGGAAGUGGAACUGGCCCGUCAGGCCUGGAGUGAAGUUGCUGAUGCCUCAUCUCAGUCCACUGACUUCAGUGGUGAGAUGGUGCCUGGAGUAGAGAAAACAGUAGCUCUCGAUGAUGUCAACAAUGAAGAUGGAAGCAGGGGAGGCAAGAAAAUGAUGCCAAAUGAUUGUUCAAGCGGGGAGCGAGGUGCCAGAUCAGCAUUUUUUGCUUACCCUGCUCUCCAUGAGGAGGCUCUAACUGUCAGUGAGAGUUGUGAGGAGGAUGAGGAUACCAAGUGUGAUGUUGGGACUAUUGCCACCGUCGAAUCAGAAGAGAGGGAGAAAGUGACCAUUGUGAGUGGAACUAAUCUGUUCGACUUUCCCUACAAGCCUUCUCUUGGAGAACAGCUCGUGCCCCAUGAUGAGCCACCUCCAGAGCCAGAGGAGAACCAGCCCCAACCAUCCCCAGAGGAGACCGACUCCUCCCAGCCACUCCCACCAGACCCCACUCCACCCCAGUCCCAGGUUCCAGAGGUCUCACCUCUUCAACUGCAGGAGAACAACCCACCCACUCCUCCACCUCCUUCACUCCUGUCCAGAGAGAUGAGGAGAAAGUAACCACACCUCACAAGAAACUCCAAUAUCUCGAUCCCCCAGGUGGAAAUUUGUGAUUCAUGGAUGUAUUGAUGGCCACACCGAGUCAUCACCUACCUACAGUGUGCAGACAACAACAGAGCUGACACUG